Messenger RNA from Indicator indicator, 1554 nucleotides. It is a transcript of the gene PIGV, whose product is annotated as phosphatidylinositol glycan anchor biosynthesis class V. NCBI's taxonomy places the organism in Eukaryota, Metazoa, Chordata, Aves, Piciformes, Indicatoridae. The transcript has 3 exons. Gene Ontology annotation, molecular function: GPI mannosyltransferase activity; alpha-1,6-mannosyltransferase activity. The record is from RefSeq and is a predicted model, not a curated record. The coding region runs from base 1 to 1551 and encodes 516 amino acids. Gene Ontology annotation, biological process: GPI anchor biosynthetic process. Gene Ontology annotation, cellular component: mannosyltransferase complex; endoplasmic reticulum membrane.
AUGGAGCUGUGGAGCUGGCAAGACCCCUGCCUCCAGGAGGUGGUGUGGUUUGCGCUGCGCUGCAGAGCUGUGACCCUUCUGCUGCAGGCUCUCUUUAACCUCCUGAUCCCGGAUCACGCCGCGGAUGCCUUCUCUCCGCCGCGGCUGGCAGAGGCUGGCCCGUGGGACGCGGUGGUGGAGCGGCUGCUGGGGGGUCUGUCGCGCUGGGACGCGGAGCAUUUCCUCUUCAUCGCGGAGCGCGGGUACCUGUUCGAGCACAACUUCGCCUUCCUGCCGCUCUACCCCCUGAGCCUGCGCGCCGUGGCCGGGGGGCUGCUGUGGCCCCUGGGGCGCCUGCUGCGGGCUCGCAGCCUCCUGCUGCUGGCCGCGGCGCUGCUCAGCUCCCUCUGCUCCGUGCUGGCCGCCGCUGCGCUCUACGAGCUGGGCCGAGCCGUGCUGCGGCGCCGCAGGGAGGCAUUCCUGGCGGCGCUGCUCUUCUCGCUCAGCCCUGCCAGCGUGUUCCUGGCCGCUGCCUACUCGGAGAGCAUGUUUGCCUGCCUGGCCUUCGGUGCCAUGUGGCAGCUGGAGCGGGGGCACGGCUGGCACAGCGGAAUGCUCUUCUGCCUGGCCUCCGGGGUGCGAGCCAACGGGGUGCUGAACGCAGGCUUCUUCCUCUACUCCCGCGGGAAGAGCUUUGCCCUCCGGCUGCAGGCGGGGCCGAGACCCCUAAGGCAGCUCCCUCCGUUGUGGAAGCAGCUCCUCAGCCUGGCGUCCGCAGCGGUUCUGACGUGUGCUGGCAUUUUCCUGCCUUUUGCGCUGUUUCAGUUUUAUGCCUACCUGAGGUUCUGUGAGGCUGGUCCCGCCCCGGAGCCCAGCGUUCCCCAGCCGCUGGUGCAGCUGGCUCGGGACAGAGGCUAUCGCCUGGCAGCCACGGUGGGGGUGAAGCCUCCUUGGUGCUCCUAUCGCUUCCCCGUGGUCUAUUCCUACAUCCAAGACUCUUACUGGGACGUGGGCUUUCUGAGGUAUUUCAAGCUCAGGCAGAUACCCAACUUCUUGCUUGCUUUGCCUGUCACCCUGCUGGGCUCCUGGGCUGCCUGGACCUACGUCGCCGCAAACCCCUGGCACUGCCUGACUCUUGGUCUAGAGAGAAGAAAGAGUGAAGAGGAAAAACCCAGAGCUGGGUUUUGCUGCCCUGCUGUCUUCGUCUACAUGGUCCACGCCACAGUCCUGCUGCUGUUUGGGUUCCUCUGCAUGCACGUGCAGGUGCUGACUCGGUUCCUUGGCUCCUCCUCUCCCAUCCUGUACUGGUUCUGUGCUCACCUGCUUCAGGAACACGAACCCUUGCUCCAGAGCGAAGGGACAGAUGACCAAACUGUGGCACCUCGCUCUGAGAAGUCUCUUCUAGCUUCAUCUCCUGGUUCCUGUGGGAGAGGGAUGUCUGAAAACCCCUUGGUGAGGCUGCUGAUGAACUACAGGUUAAUGACCCCCCUGAGCAGAUGCCUCCUUGGAUUCUUCCUGUCCUACUGGCUACUGGGACUGAUCCUGCACUGCAACUUCUGGCCAUGGACGUAACAA